AGAAGAGGAGCAGUACUCAGGAGAAGAGAGAAGGAUGGAGAAACUACACACACUGGUUUGUCUGGGCCUGCUGUUCCUGGCCUCUGCAUUGGCUCAGGAGGUGGAGGAGGGGGGAGGGACCGUCUUAAACCCCAGGGGGGCUCGGCCUGUUGAGCAUGGAUACAAGGCUGACAAGUGUGCCACAGAGAAGGAGUGGCCUUUCUGCUAUGACUCUGAUUGGGGUCCUAAGUGUCCCUCCGGCUGCAGGAUUCAGGGGCUGCUGGACAAGUCUGACGUGGACCUCCUGAAGAAGAUAGAAAAGAUCCGGAAGCUUCUGUCGGAAAACCAGGGGAAGUACCGCUCCACAGAGCAGGCGUCCCAACAGACCUAUGACUACCUGAGGCAGCAGCUGGUCACAAACUCAGGUAAUGACGACAGCUACUACGACGUGGUGGAGCGUCUGAGGCAGAGGAUCGUGGACCUGAAGAUCAAGAUCGACCGGCAGCUCACACACCUCAACACCCUGAAGAGCUCCGUAAGGGAGCAGGUGGUCGCCAUGCAGCGGCUGGAGGUGGACAUAGACAUCAAGCUGCGCUCCUGCAAGGGCUCCUGUAAGGGCUACGUUCAGUACAAACUGGACAAUGAGGGCUACGCGGGGUUGGAGAAACAGCUGGACGCGCUCAGUGUCCAGGAGGUCCGGAGCGUGGAAACAGUCUCAGCCCUGCGCGUCCUGAAGAGCCGGCCUCUGAAGGAUGUCAUCGUGGACGAUCGCUUCAAAUCCGGGCUCCAGGAAAAGGACUUCUUCCCAGAGGUCAAGGGGGUCAAGUUCACCCUGGAGGCGGAGGGGUCCAGUCCGUCGUCCCCGGCGACCGUUAGCAAGGUCCCAGGUAUGGCUUCCUCCUCCUCCUCCUCCUCCUCCUCUUCGUUGCUGUCGGGGGGGGUCAAGUUGUCACCGUUUGGCGGGGGGACGAAGACCAUCACGACCUUGGGAGGCGGAGGGCUGGGAGGGAUGGAUGACUUCUUCACAGGGAUGGGAGGAGGAGGCGGAGGCGGAGGGUCGGUCAAGGUCACGUCGUCCUCCUCGUCCUGCACCAAGUCGGUGAAAACGACCACGGUUAGCAAAGGGGGCGGGUCCGAGGUGCGGGAGGAAGUGACGUCAUCCCAGGGAGGAUGUGAGAUCAGCGGAGGAGGGAAGGUGGAUUUCGCCACAUUCCUCCGCCCGCCUCUCUCAGGCUCCAAGGGCCCCACCGACACCAAGGGAGGAAUGCUACUGGACGACACUAAGAUGGGCGGGAUGGAUCUGGGCGCGUUCUUCCGGGAAGACACGGAUGACGACGUCCCCGACUUCCACGCCCGCAGCGUGAAGAGUGCCGUGCGCGUCGAGCGCAAGGCGGAUUAUGUAGGAAAAGAUUGCGUCGACGUCAGACAGAAGCACCUGACCGGGGAGACCAGUGGUCUGUUCACCCUCCGGCCAGCGGGGGGCGACAGCGGGCCUGCAGUUGAGGUGUUCUGCCAGCAGGGGGGUCUGCUGGGGGGGUGGGUGCUGGUCCAGCAGAGAGAGAGCGGGGCGCUGAGCUUCAACCGCUCGUGGGCAGAGUACCGUGACGGCUUUGGGAAGGUGGACAGCUCCGGCCGGGGAGAGACGUGGCUGGGGAAUAAGUACCUCCACCUCUUGACCAAUCAGAGCGAAGCCAUGCUGAGGGUGGAGCUGGAGGACUGGGAAGGGAACGUGGGCUGGGCGGAGUACGGGCUCAGGGUGGGGUCGGAGUCCGAGGGGUUCCCGCUCGAUGUGUGGGGGUAUGCUGGAGAUGCCGGGGACGCCUUGGGGAAGGGCGUGCCCAAGCUCAGGAACUUCCUGUCCCACUCAGGGAUGCGUUUCAGCACGUUCGACCGGGACCUAGACCGCUGGGAGGACAGCUGUGCUGAGGUGUACGGCGGAGGUUGGUGGUACAACAACUGCCAGUCAGCCAACCUGAACGGGGUGUACUACAGAGGCGGCCGCUACGACGCCGGGAGCAUCGGCCCCUACGAGAUAGAGAACGGAGUGGUGUGGACGACCUUCAAACCUGCCGAUUACAGCCUGAAGGUCGUACGGAUGCUGGUGAGACCCGUGGAGUUCUAGA
Molecule: messenger RNA, 2102 nt
Organism: Hypomesus transpacificus
Lineage: Eukaryota; Metazoa; Chordata; Actinopteri; Osmeriformes; Osmeridae
Gene: fga
Product: fibrinogen alpha chain
Exons: 6
Coding region: 35-2101 (688 amino acids)
Biological process (GO): protein polymerization; platelet activation; blood coagulation
Cellular component (GO): fibrinogen complex
Molecular function (GO): signaling receptor binding
Source: RefSeq, a predicted model, not a curated record